AUAAGUCAACCAUCGAAGCAAGUCGUUCGUUAAUUGUCGCUCCGUAUCUACGUUUUGCUAUCGCCUUUUGUAUAAUGCCGGCGUCGUCUUCGGGCGGCGACGACAAUCGUCCGCACGCUCUUAACAAUUCAGUCGGUAAAAUAAAAAAAGCACCAAAUGCUUCCAGACCACACAACACGGAUCAGGAAUGGACCACCAAGACAAGUAAAAAAGCAUCUCAAUCUAAGAAGGUAUCAACUCCAACUAGCCCUAUAUCUCCCACUCUACAGCAGAUUAAAAAUAAUCCACCAGUAUUAAAUAUGCCCAACAAUACAUUCGAUUACGACAUUUCGUUAUCUCAUUCUACUAAUGACACGGCCUCUAAUAAUAUGAAUAUAGAUAUAGAUUUAUCGCAUUCUACAACCGAUCACGCUAAUGUUCCCGUUUCCGCAAAUACAACAUACACCGCUGAUAUUUCAAACACUAAUAUAAAUUACGAUUCCAACGAUAUACAGUCCUUACGUAAUUCCGAACAACUUAAUAAAUUUUUCUCCGCGGAUUAUAACGGUCCGUUCACUACCAUUGCGGAACAUUCAGAUAUCAACCUAAAAAUUGAUCACUGGCACCCGUUAAAAUAUGCAAAAAUUUUUUCCACCAAUUUCAUUGGCAUCAACAACAUCAAACCAAUUGGUCAUAAAAAAAUCAAAAUCACCUUCAAUACUAAAGUUUCAGCCAACAACUUUCUCACCUCCCCUCUACUCGCAAACAUUGGAUUUACAGCAUAUAUUCCAUCUACGCUUAUCUACUCUUUCGGAAUUAUCAGAGUCGAUAGUUCCCUAACCGAAGAAGAUUUCUGGGAAGGACUUGAUAACACAGUCCGCGCUAUUGCCUUCAAACGCAUUUCAAUCAAAAAGGAUAAUGUCCUAACGCCUACUCGUGUCGUGGAAAUAAAAUUUUUAUCCCCCAAAAUCCCAGAUGCCGUAUCAAUUUACAACGUCAUUUUCAAAAUUUCUCCUAGCGUCCGUUCUCCCAUACAGUGCAAUAACUGUUUGCGAUUUGGCCACACGGCUAAAUUCUGUCGCAGUAAAUCCAAAUGCAGCCACUGUGGCUUAAAUGACCAUUCAUUAACUACUUGCCCUUCAAUCAACGCAACAGAUCCAGUUUGCAUCUUCUGUAAACUCCCCCACCUCUCCACUGACCGGAAUUGCCAAGAGUGGUCAUUCCAAAGGGAUGUUAAGAAAAUUAUGGCUACGGAAAACUUACCCUUCCGCGAAGCAGUCUCUCUCAAGAAAAAUAAUUACUCCUCAAGUGCAUUUAGCUAUUCAAAUAUUGUUAAUAAACAGUCUGUGUUAAAUCCUUCUCAUCAAGUUCCGGAUACCUCCACUAACUCUUUCCCCCCGUUAACCUCUCAAUCACAUUACCACCAUACACCUCAUAGGAAGUAUAACAAUCAUUCUUCUCACUCUAAACAAAAACAAUUUCACGUUCCCAACCAAUCUAAUUUUUCCCUACCAAAUGGGCACUUCAUAGAUUAUGCUAGUAAAAAUCGGUCCCAGGAUCCCAAACCUCCUCAAUUUGAUCUAACCUGGGUCAAUGCCUUCUGCAUCAAACUCUCCGAAUCCUUAUCCAACUCCCCUAGCCUCUCUCCCUUAUCUCCCUCUUCCCUUCAAAACUUAAUUGAAUCAUCCCUUAUGUCUUGUCUCUCAAUUCCAAAAAUCUCCGUUAUUUCUUCUAAUGGUCAAUAUUCUACAAUGGAAUGUUCGUAGUCUUCCUGCAAGACUACCUUCUAUCCAACACCUCGUAUCUUCCUAUAAUUGUUCCAUAAUACUUAUUUCUGAGACUUGGUUACUUCCAUCCCGUAAUUGCUUUAUUCCUCAUUUUAAUUUAUUCAGACAAGAUCGAGUCGAUGGCUACGGGGGCGUCGCAAUUGCCGCCCAUACCUCACUUAAUGUAUCUUUAAUAGAAAUUAAACCCCCCUUAAAACAACUUCUCUUGGAAAAUAAUAUCGAUUUAAUUGGUCUAAAAAUAACAAAUAUUGACGGUUUACCUAAUACAUCAUUCUGGUCCUGCUACAGUCCAAAUGAUUCACCUAUCCCCUUUGAAGUAUGGUACUCUCUCUUCCAACUCACAGAUCACAACUCUUUCUUUACAGGUGACUUUAAUGCCCAUCACCCAGCCUGGGGUUCCACUACGUCCACCAGACGGGGUAACUUAAUCUACGAUGCGUUGAACUCUUCUAAUCUUAAUAUACUUAAUAACGGCUCACCUACGCAUGUAGGCAGACCCAACUCAACCAAUUCGUGUAUUGAUUUAUCCUUAUCCACUCCAAAUUUAUUCUGGCUUUCAACCUGGCGCAUUAUAGACG
Messenger RNA from Rhopalosiphum padi (bird cherry-oat aphid), 2344 nucleotides. RefSeq lists its product as uncharacterized. The coding region runs from base 75 to 1745 and encodes 556 amino acids. The transcript has a single exon. The record is from RefSeq and is a predicted model, not a curated record. Gene Ontology annotation, molecular function: zinc ion binding; nucleic acid binding. Lineage: Eukaryota; Metazoa; Arthropoda; Insecta; Hemiptera; Aphididae.